AUGGCGGUAAACCAAUGAGGGCGAAGAAGAUAUCACACAUAAAAGGAACCUCAAUCCAACCCCCAGAAUCUCUUCUAUUGGAGCGUAGUAGUUGUAGUUGAAUCAUCCAUACUCGUUAGCAAUCAGUUGGAAGUCGCAGCUGGAUUUCCUUUUGCUAGUACCGGUACCGUAUCUUUUAAGCUUUUGAGCUCGUCGGAUACCCCAUCUCUUGAGAUCAAAGAUCAAAGAUAUUACCCAGCUGAUAUUACCAUCUUGAGUGUUUCUACUGCAUCAGUCCACGACCAUGGCAACUGCUGCCAGUGAAACGACUCCUCUGGUGGGCGGUGAUACUGCUGCUCGCCGUCCCAGUGCCGCCGUUGCAUUGGAUACCGAUGGAUCUCCCACGACACGUCAACAAGUCUACGAUUUCUUGGAAGCUCAGACCGACGCGGGCAAGCGCUACGAGAUCUUUAUGAUUUUUCUGAUUCUGGUCAAUGUCAUUGCCUUUAUUAUCGGAUCACUCUUUGUCGAAGAGUACAACAAGGAACCCUGGGCAGCCCGCAAGGGUGGUAUGUGUGGCAAUGUCUGCGAUGCUCUCUGGUUUGGCAAUUAUUCCGACAAUGAUCUAGAAUGGUUAGGAUUGGGUGCCACUUCCCUCUUGGAAAUUGUCACCGUCUUGGUCUUUACCGUGGAGUAUGGAUUGCGACUGUGGGUUUGCGAUUUGGAAGAUGCCACCAAAUUCUCGGGUGUCAUGGGACGGCUACGCUUCAUCCCCACCUUUUUCAGUCUGGUCGAUUUGGCGUCCACGCUGCCCUUCUACAUCGACGCAUUUGCCUUGAGAGACUCGGAUUGGGUCGGAAGUUCCUUUUUGAGAAUGUUUCGACUCUUGCGCAUGAUGCGAGUUGAAGGACGAUACGAUACGGCACUCACCAUGGUGGAUGAUGUCUUUCACGCGCAAAAGGGUAUUAUGGGCACGGCACUCUUUGUUGGAUUCACCACAUGGAUGACAGUGGCCAGCUUGUAUUAUAUUGUCGAACGCAAGAAUGAAGAUCUCAUUUACUGUGGGGCAGCACCCGACUAUUGUGGAGAUGCCGAUGACAUGGAUAUCUCACUCUGUACCAUUGACGUUUGGGGAUUUGCCAAUUGUACCGCUGCAGGAUGUCCAGCGACCGAGGCAAACCCAGAACCCUGUUACAAUCUCUACCAAUCCAUUCCCAUGGCAUCGUACUAUGCACUCUUGAAUCUUUUUGGAGAAUUCCCACUCAUUGACCAACAUUCCGUGGGUGGAAAGGUUGUGGGCACAUUCACAGCCGUUCUAGCUGCCGUGGUGUUUGCGGUCCCCACGGGUAUCAUUGGGAAUGGCUUUGAAGCCAUUAUUGAACAAAAACAAGCUGAACGAGGGGGCGGAGAGGUAGUUGCUCUCGAUGAGUGGUACCGUACUGCCGGGUUUGUCACGGAGGGCACCACGUUGCGCCAAAAGCUAUACAACUUUCUCCAUGCCAUGACAGAACCAUGGUCCAUGGCAUAUGAUUUGUUCAUCCAACUAUUGGUCAUUGUCACAACCUUGACAUUCAUGCUGGAUACCCUCAAGGGAACCACCGCAGCCAUGCAUGUGUCGUUCGAUUCCAUCGAGUUCUUUGCAGUCGUGGUCUUCACCCUGGACUAUCUGGCACAUGUCUAUUCCGUCAAGGAAGACCCCAAAUAUAGUGCCUCUGUGGGUGGACGAUUCUGGUACAUGCUGACAUUCUUGGCCGUGGUCGAUUUUCUUUCCGUCUUUCCCUAUUGGUGUGAAUUGCUCGUGAAUGGUGAAGCCAUCAUUACUUCUUCGGAUACCACAAGCACCGCCAGCAACCUGGUUCGGGCAUUGCGGCUGCUACGUAUCCUGCGCUUUGAGAAGUAUACCAGAGCCUUUACCACCUUUGAUGACGUCUUGAGAGCCAAUGCCCAGGUUCUACAGCUCACUGUGUUUACGGCAAUGCUUCUCUGGGUUUUCUUUGCUGCCUUUUUGUACAUCACAGAACGCGACAAUCCAGAUGAAGAAAUGGCUUCCAACUACAACAACGUACCCAACAGCAUGUGGAUGACACUCCUCAAUCUGUCCGGAGAAGCGCCUCUCUGCCAGUAUUCUGUGUGGGGAAAGGUCGCAUCAGGCAUCAUUGGCUUGUUCGCAACGGCCAUUUUUGGUAUCCCCAUCGGUAUUUUGGGAGCUGGAUUUGAGGAACUUGUCCAAGAGAAGAACGCAGACAACACGGAGGAAUUGGUAGCUGCAGCAAAUGAAGCCAACAAAACCCGUUCACCAGAAGAGGAGGACAAAGCCUUGGAAGAAGCAUCUGCGGAACUGGGGUCCUUCUUGGAGCACUGUUUGUAUACCUUUGUCAAUGGUAUUGGAAGUCCGAUUGCCAAAGCGUUUGAGAUCGCCAUAUAUGCCCUGAUCUUCUUGGCUGUAGGAGUGGGAUGCUGGCAGACCGUGGAAGGGGAAGAGAACAGUUUCCGUGAGAUUGAGUGGAUAGCUGUCGUUGUCUUCACAUUCGAGUAUGUACUUCGUUUCAUUGGAGCAGGCGCCGACCCAGAGUUUGCAGUACCAGGAGGUGAUCCGAUCUCCUGUCGAAUCCGCUUUUUGUUCAGCUUCUACUCAUUUGUGGAUCUGGCUGCGAUCAUUCCAUUCUACGUGUCAUUGGCCAUGCCAGAUUCCAUUGUGGAUCAAUACGAUGAGUAUUUGAGAAUGUUGCGUAUCGUGCGACUUAUCAAACUCGACAAAUAUGUACCAAGCAUUUCCCUGAUUGAUGACGUGAUUCGUCUGAAGGCCAAUACGCUCAAGGUAGCUGCCUAUGCCGCAGCUACCCUAUGGAUCCUUUUUGCAGCGCUCUUGUACCUUUUUGAGACAAAGGACACAAUAAAUGACCUGGAUGAUCCCGUUCCGGACUAUGGCUGCAUGGGGGACUGCACCAUGGCUGAUCGCUUCCAAAAUUUCUUUGACAGCAUGGUCUACACAGGCGUCCACUUGACAGGUGACUACCCCAUCACUACAUACACAUGGCCCGCCCGAGUGUGUUGCUUCUUCAUGGUCAUUGCCGCGGUUGGCGUGGUUUCUGUCCCGUCCGGACUCAUUGCAAGUGGAUUCUCAGAGAUUGUCCAAAGUAGAAACAGGAAGAGAGGCGGAGAGCGAAGUCCUACUGGGCGCGCUGGUGAUGAUUGGUACGAAAUCUCCCUAAGACAACUUCGGAACGUGGCUCCUCCUCCUUCGCCUUGGGGGGCGAAAGUGGACGAAUGGCAAGUAGCCGUGAACGAGUUCUUGAACGGCAAGGAUGGUGCGAAUGGAGAGACAAAAUGGACGUUCUUUUCCAGAACAGGACGUGUUUUCAUUUUCACUGUGAUCAUCACGAAUGUUCUGGCUGUCCUGCUGGAGAGCAUUCCCAACAUCGACAAGGCAGUAGGCAAUGAUCCUGGUAACUUCUUCGAUUCCUUUGAAGCCUUCUCGGUGUUUGUCUUUGCCUUUGAAUACAUUCUCAGGCUCUUCUGUGCUCCGAAGAACAAAGAGGCUCUGUAUUCCUCCUGGACCUAUGCCACCACUUUCUUUGGGAUCGUGGAUUUGCUGUCGACAGCCCCUUGGUUCGUUGAACAAGCCUUGAUUGCCUCCGGACUAGAGGAUGAGAGUGGCGACCUGGCUCGAACCUUUCGCAUCGCACGUAUCUUUCGAUUACUUCAAUUGGAAGAUUUCAUCACAGCAUUCAGUAAACUGGACAAUGUCUUCCGAGCAUCGAAGGAUAUUCUCAAGGCUACUGGCUUGAUGGCCCUCAUCAUUUGGGUCGGUUGUGGCGCGUUGUUUUUCAUCUUUGAAGAAAACAACCCCAAUUGGCGCGAAUGCGAUGCGUCCAUCCCCUUGACAUCUGAGAGUUCCAGAUACCCAGGCUGCUAUGACUUUGCCACCACUGCAGCUUGCAACGAAGUGUACACGAAUAUGUGCACCCAGAAGGCUUUCACAAACAUGCCAGACAGCUUGUACUACACAGCUGUCUUCUUGGGCGGCGAGUGGGGAGUCAUUGACUUCACUUGGCCCGGUCGAUUGGUGUGUCUUUUCCUCUGCGUCAUGGGUAUCGGUCUCUAUGCGAUUCCAGUCGGAGCCCUAUUCGACAGCUUUGGUGCUGUUCUGGGUUUGAGCGAUGAUGACGACGACGAAGAUGAGGAGUAAGCGUUUUGCCCUUUAUGUUAUAAUUCGAUUCUGCUGAGUUAUGUUCUCUUCGAAGCUCUUGUUGUGGUUGUCCCAACCGCGUUACUACUAGAGAGCUACCCAAUUGUAAAGUUUUAUGCGUAAUCUUUGUUUGUUGCGACCCC
This is a messenger RNA of Seminavis robusta, 4311 nucleotides long. NCBI's taxonomy places the organism in Eukaryota, Bacillariophyta, Bacillariophyceae, Naviculales, Naviculaceae. The record is from the annotation of a GenBank genome assembly.